AUGUCAUUAUCAUCUGCGCGCCUUGCGCAGCUAAUUAAAAAUUCUAGAGUGGCCCAGGUUCCCCGUAACGGUAAACCUUUGGUUCAAACAGGCCCUCGUUACCAUCCAACACAUCAGAUUAUUGAAACUAAACCAUCCACAUUAGAUCGUCAGGAAUGGGGUUUAAAAUCUUCAAUUCCAUCAAAAGUUAAAUCUCGCUAUUUGAUCUUUAACGAUCUGGACACUUUAGAGCGUAUAACGACUUUUGAACCAAACGGCGGGGCUCAAUGGAAUAGACUACGGUUUCAAGAAUUAGGUAUAGCACCUAAAUACAAUCCAGGCAAGGCAAAUCCAUUGUUCCAGGGGUCAAGCUCUCAUGCGGACCAGUUAGCUCCAUUCUCAUCAAUUCUUAAUGUAAAUUCAGGUAAUGCAACAACGCAAAAGGUCGUUAACUCAAGAUUACCAUCCGUUAAGGCCAUGCGUAAUGAAUUCAAGCAGUGGUUAUUAUCCAAGGAUCCAGAAGCUCUGAAGAAUAAAUCUUUUACCCCCAGGGACUUGCACAGUUUCGCGGUACAAUUUUUAUCGGAAAGAGGAUUUGGUAAUGGUGAUUCUAAACGCUUAAACAAGGCUACUAUGAAAAACGUAGUUGGUACUGGUGGUUUAACUUAUAGUCUUCCGGGAAAGCUGAAGAACUCUCCAAACGGUGUCGUGGCAAAGAAUAUCGUUCCAGGUAGAUUCUUAAACAUUGAUGGUAAUGAUCGUCUAGCUGCCAUUGGUGGGUUUGUCGCCAAUGCUAGUUCAUCUUCUCCAAUGACGUCUCAAGUAGACUACAAUAUGGGCGAUUUUGUGAGAGAAUUGACUUUCCCAUUCGAAGUUCAACAAGCUUCAGUGGAGGAUAACGGUAGAGUCAUGCUAAGAGCUAAAGUGGUUAGUGGUAUAAGCCCCAGAGCUAGAUUACAAAUGUCUGGUAGAAAUUACCAACAAAGACCUUUAAGAACUGGUGGUAGACACCCUGCAGUACGUGCUGAAGAUUCUACCAAACAUGCAGAAGAAUUGUUAAGCAUUUUGACUAAUUUCGAUAAAUAA
Zygosaccharomyces rouxii is the source of this 1065-nucleotide messenger RNA. It is a transcript of the gene MRP51, whose product is annotated as mitochondrial 37S ribosomal protein bS1m. The coding region runs from base 1 to 1065 and encodes 354 amino acids. Gene Ontology annotation, biological process: mitochondrial translational initiation. The transcript has a single exon. NCBI's taxonomy places the organism in Eukaryota, Fungi, Ascomycota, Saccharomycetes, Saccharomycetales, Saccharomycetaceae. Gene Ontology annotation, molecular function: structural constituent of ribosome. Gene Ontology annotation, cellular component: mitochondrial small ribosomal subunit. The record is from RefSeq and is a predicted model, not a curated record.